This is a messenger RNA of Carassius auratus (goldfish), 685 nucleotides long. RefSeq names its product cGMP-dependent 3',5'-cyclic phosphodiesterase-like. The transcript has 6 exons. Lineage: Eukaryota; Metazoa; Chordata; Actinopteri; Cypriniformes; Cyprinidae. Bases 155 to 685 code for a protein of 176 amino acids. The record is from RefSeq and is a predicted model, not a curated record.
GAGAGAGAGAAGAGCGACUGUGCUGUGUGUGUGCUGUCAGUGUGUUCCCUGCUGAGGGCUCGAGCGCACACCUCUGUGAGACACGACACGAGUGUGUGUGUGUGUGUGUGAUUGUGUGAGUGUGAGUGAGCUGUGACACACAGGAGGGAAUGACAUGAACGCUCAUGAGAGGAAGCGAGGAAGAGACCUACGCGGACAGCAAGUGUUUCUGAGAGCCGACGACACACCUGCCCUGCCCUCCCUACAGGAUGCAUUGCUGCAGCUGGCCUCCAUUGUUGACGUCAGCAGCCUUCAGACGACCAUCAAAGAUGUGCUCCGAGUUGUCCUGCCAAACGUGGAGUGUGUGUUCGUGUACCUGUUGGAGGCGGAGUCUCGGCUGCGAUGUGAGGAUCCGCCCCAUGAGGUGCCUUCAGAGGGCAAGCUCAGAGACGCGGUGAAGCAGCAGAAGAGACUGCAGUGCUCCGGCCUGCCAUCAGCAGAACUACACCAGAACCAGAGCGACUCACUGACUGCACCACUGCCGGCACACAGACAAGGUGUGUGUGUGUCUGUGUAUAUUUAUCGCCCAUCAGGACGUCAGAAACCAUACAGAAUCCACUCAAUAGUCUCGAUCAAUAACCCUCUGCACGUGUCUGAGUCUCUUCAGAUGAGGUUUGAGCUCUCACCUUCCCUCAGAUUUAUCUAG